Calliphora vicina (urban bluebottle blowfly) is the source of this 2026-nucleotide messenger RNA. It is a transcript of the gene Dd, whose product is annotated as CTD nuclear envelope phosphatase 1-like protein dullard. Gene Ontology annotation, molecular function: phosphoprotein phosphatase activity. The transcript has 6 exons. Lineage: Eukaryota; Metazoa; Arthropoda; Insecta; Diptera; Calliphoridae. The coding region runs from base 385 to 1116 and encodes 243 amino acids. The record is from RefSeq and is a predicted model, not a curated record.
AACUAAAAUUAUCAAAAGAAAAAGUAAAAUAGCAUGCAACACGGCAGAAAAAAGCAAAGUUCAGCGGGUAGUGAAAAUUUUCUAAAAUAUACUCAUAAACUAAUAUAAAAAUAUAAACAAAAAUCAUUUGAAAUUAUAAUAAAAGUGUUAAAUUAAAUUUAAAGCUGCAAUAAGCAUAAUUUCUUAUCAAAAAAAGCAAGUGAAGAAAAGAUAAACAAAUAUAAUAAUAAACAUUACCAAAUAAAUUCGCUUAAUUUGGUGGUGUAAAACAAAACAACAAAAAAAAAAAAACUAUUGUGCAUUGAUGAACUAUAAGAAAACGUGAAUUAUAUUUAUAAAAUUAACUUUAUUUAUGUUGUACAUUGGUAAGUUUGAAGCUUACCAAUGUUUUCCCUCGUUCAAAUGAAAUUCCGUGCAUUAUUGGUACUAUUAUCAAAAGUAUGGACCUGUAUAUGUUUUAUGUUCAAUCGUCAAGUCAGAGCUUUUGUCCAGUAUCAACCUGUCAAAUAUGAACUCUUCCCAUUGUCACCGGUAUCAAGACAUCGCCUGAGCAUUGUGCAACGUAAGACAUUAGUUUUGGAUUUGGACGAGACACUGAUACAUUCGCAUCACAAUGCCAUGCCCAGGAAUACGGUUAAACCGGGAACACCUCAUGACUUUACAGUUAAAGUGACAAUAGAUCGUCAUCCAGUUAGAUUUUUCGUACAUAAAAGGCCACAUGUAGAUUUCUUUUUAGAUGUGGUCUCACAAUGGUAUGAUUUGGUAGUUUUCACCGCCAGUAUGGAAAUUUAUGGCGCUGCGGUCGCUGACAAAUUAGACAAUGGCCGUAAUAUAUUACGCCGCCGCUAUUAUCGUCAACAUUGUACGCCAGAUUAUGGUUCAUAUACCAAAGAUUUAUCAGCAAUUUGUAACGAUUUAAAUAGAAUAUUCAUCAUUGAUAAUUCUCCUGCUGCAUAUCGCUGUUUUCCCAAUAAUGCUAUACCAAUUAAAAGUUGGUUUUCGGAUCCCAUGGAUGUUUCACUAUUAUCAUUAUUACCCAUGUUGGAUGCAUUAAGGUUUACGAAUGAUGUGCGUUCGGUUUUGUCGCGAAAUUUACAUUUACAUGGUUUAUGGUAGCAGAUUAACAAAUUGAAAAUUUGGUGCUGUGACACUUAAACGAAUUUUUUGUUUGUUUCAUUACAUAAAAUUUUAUUCUUAUUAUUUUUUUUUUUAUUUUUUUAUGCUAAAGAUUAUAAACAUAAAAAUCAUAAACCAGUAAAUUUAUGAAAAAAUAUAAUUUUUGUUUAUAAAAAUUAAUGAAAAAUAUUAAAAAAAAAAAUACAAAAAAUACAAUAUAUCUAUCUAUCUCUCUUGACUUGUACUAUGUAGAUUAUGGUACACAUACACACAUUGAAUAAAAUGUAAGAACAACUAACAACAACCACACAAACAAAGAAAUGAAAAACCAUCAUCAUAUUUUGUCUUAUAUACAACAUACAUAUAAAAACAACAACAACAAAAAUACAUAUUUUUAAAAUUAAUCGUAUUUAACGAUUAAAUACUAUUAAUUUUCUUUUAUUAUUUAUUAUAACAAAAAGUUUGUUUGCCAGAAAAACAAAUAUAAAAUACCUACUUUUUUUAUUAAAACAAAAAUUAUUAAUUAAAACUUCCUUAAAUUAUGGGCAUUAAUUAUAAAUAUUUUUUUAAAAAUUAUUUGGGUACUACUUUACUAUCAGUUUCUCUUAUUUUUUUCUUGUUUUAAUUUGUAUACAUAAAAAGUAAAUCUUCCAUUUAUCUACAAAUAAUUUACCUUUUACCUCCUUCUAUUAUUUAAAUUUUUUUCUAUACUCUUGGUGUCUUUUAUUUGUAUUUAAGAAUGAAAACUGUUGUACAUUUUUUCUUUAUAAUUAUUAUGUGUUUCUUUUUUACAAAUUGUUAGUAUUUAAUUACAAAGGCUAUAAAAAAAACAAAUGAAAACGUGAAUGAAUGAAUCAAUGAAGAAAAUGUUUAAUAAUUUUGUUUAAAUAUAAUAUUUAUAUACAUACAA